Molecule: messenger RNA, 2152 nt
Organism: Dermacentor silvarum
Lineage: Eukaryota; Metazoa; Arthropoda; Arachnida; Ixodida; Ixodidae
Product: RING finger and transmembrane domain-containing protein 2-like
Exons: 11
Coding region: 452-1801 (449 amino acids)
Biological process (GO): positive regulation of ERAD pathway
Molecular function (GO): ubiquitin protein ligase activity
Source: RefSeq, a predicted model, not a curated record
CUGUCGGCGGAGCGAGCCGCGGCUCCAUGGUGCAGCUGCUCGCGUUGGCGUACGAGCCGAACAUUGCUGCGAAUUUUCCUACACCGCAAUUAGUCGAUGUCGUCAGCAAGUCGGGCCGCAAAGCACGCCAGCGCCCAUUCGGCAGCUCUCUGAUCACGCCAAAUUCAAGCGCGGUAAGCAAAGUCACAGCGCCCGUCGAAGCAACCUUCCCGAUCGUGUCUCCAAUGUGGUCGCUCCCCGCGCUAUCAGCGUCGGGCGACGCUACGUAACGCUUCUCCCAGUACGCAGUACGCAUGUUAGUGUAGUCCUGCAGUUUCGUCUCGUAGCCGCGGUAACACCUACGUGUGUCAAGCUGGAACCGUCGCAAAAUCCGCCGGCUUGCGUCCACGGCACUCCUCAGCCCAGCAGCGGUAGCGCUGGUCGAUCUUCUCCUGACAACAGAGAGGCUGUCAUGGCAGAAGGGGGUCCUGCUGGUGAAGGCCAGAUCGGUAACGGUGCCCUGCACCGCGUGCUUGGUUGGUCGUCGGUGGCCCGCUCCUACAGCGCUGGACGAGGGCUGAACCUGACCGGCUCAAGAAACCUGCGGCGUGACAUUCAUCAGGUUCUCAUGGGCCUGACCCCUCUGAUCGAGCAGUCCUCCUUGAACGUCCAGCCGUCGCAGCUCUGGCGACAGGCACAGCAGCACUAUGAGAAUCCACGCCCACCCAGCACUCCUAGCCUGGCUUCGUCCUCUUCCUCAGUCCAAGUAAAUGCAGGUGCGGGCUCGUCAUAUGUGAUCAACAUGGAGCCAGAGGCCACGCCAACACCUCCAUUGCCCAACACUCGCAGCUUGUCCGAAGUGGUUGGUGGAGCAGUGUCCGGAGCACAGCAGACUGGCCCAAACAACGCUGACACGGGGACGGGCACAGAUGGUGGGGUGACCGCCACGCCCGAGGUUCAAGCCUUUCUCAUGCUGGUGGACAAGUAUGUCACCUUCGUGCUGAUCCUGCUCCUCAAGCUUGCGUUCGACCAUCGUGUGGGUAUGCUAGCAAUCCUAGGACUCUUCAUCACAUUUUGCCAUGCCAACUCUGUUAUCAAGCGCGAGGUCAGCAAACAGGCGAAGCGACAUCUUAGCAGCCUUCUCAUCGUGGUCACCAACGUGUGCACCUGCGUCUGCUUCGUCUACUUCCUGCUUGCCGACAAGGGCCUCGCCUAUGCGCUCAUCCUGGUGCCUCCGUACAGCCAGCCCAUUGGUGGACUGGAAGUGGUGUGGAUCGUGGUGGUCACUGACUUCGUGCUCAAGCUGAUUACCAUCCUGGUGAAGGCAGUGAUCCUCGCCCUUCCCGCCUGCCUCUCUGCUUUCCCGAGACGGGGCCGCUACUACCUGUUUGUGGAAUGCUGCUCUCAGCUGUACCGAUCAGUGAUGCCCAUGCAGCACUGGUUGUACUAUUUCUCGGAGUCGUACACCGGCACGGGCAAGAUGUUCAGCAUGAUUCUCUCUGGGGCGUACUUGCUCUGCAAGUGCACAGACAUCGUCUCCAAGACCAGAGCUUGGAAAAGAGGCCUCAUUCAAGUUAUGUCCAAUGUGAACUAUGGCCAUCCGCCUACAGCAGAGCAAACAAAGGCAGUUGGUGACACUUGCCCAAUAUGCCAGGAUGACUUCAAGCGGCCCACAAUGUUAGCGUGCAAUCACAUCUUCUGCGAAGAGUGCGUGUCGGUAUGGUUCGACAGAGAACGGACUUGUCCCAUGUGCCGAGCGCAGAUUGCAGACGACCCGACAUGGCGCGACGGCUCGACGACAUUCCUCAUCCAAGUCUUUUAAACUGGGACCAGGCUACCAAGCCCCGCUCAUUCCUUUUAGAAAAAUGAAGAAAAAAAACUAGAGAAAAGUUUAAAAUGCCUUACUGAAGGAGACCUCCCCCCCACCGUGUGUGUGAUCAACGCCUCCAUCGUAAUUGCACAUUUUCCUGUGCUGCUUCACUUUGCCAAGCCUCACUUGAGUGACUGUGCAAGAAGGGGGGAAAAAAUUUUUUUUUGGUGUGUCGUGGCAAGGAGGUUCCCCCCUCUUUUGACUGUUGUGUGUGCAUGUGUGAUGCACAUAUGUGCAGUGUAGUGAUAACGGUGACAGGGCACAUGUGAAAUCUAAUCAAUAAAGGAAUUUAUGGCGACUGUU